This is a messenger RNA of Miscanthus lutarioriparius, 699 nucleotides long. The record is from the annotation of a GenBank genome assembly. Lineage: Eukaryota; Viridiplantae; Streptophyta; Magnoliopsida; Poales; Poaceae.
AUGGCGACCCCGUUCCGCCCGUCCGCGCCCGCCCCGUCCGCCAAGGGCGGCUGCGGCGGCGACCGCUGCGCCUCCGGCCGCGACGCGUGGCCGCUCCACCACUUCCGCCACGAGGGGGUCUUCUGCCUCCUCUGCUCCUCCUGCGUGCUCCUCUACAGCCCGUCCGCCUUCUGCGCCGCCUGCCUCCACAUCCUCUCCUCCUCCCCCGCCGCCGCCGCCGCUUCCCCGGGCGACCCCGCCGUCGCCGCGCCCGGGCCCACCGCGCCCUGCUCCGCCUGCGGCGUCUCCGUCGCGCACCUCUCCUGCGUCCCGGGGGCGGACCGUCACCCCUUCGUCUGCCCGCCCUGCGCCGCCGCCGCCGAGGGCAGGGCCUUCUCCUUCGCGCCGGCGCCCGGCCGCCGCCCGCUCCAGGAGCGCGACGCGCGGGUCCUCCUCGUGGCCGCGCGCCUCGCGCACGACUCCGUCAGCCGCGCGCCGCGGCCGCCGCCCGCGAGGAGGCGGAGCGCCGCGUCGCCGCGGCCGCCGCGGCAAGGAAGCGCUCCCGCGAGAUGCUCGACGCCGCCUUCGCGCGCUCGAGGCGGAGGCCAGGGACGCCAAGAUGAAGCCCGCCGCGGCCGCCCAGCCGCCAGCCCCCAAGAAGAAGCCCGAAGCCACCCUGCCCCCGCCCCCGCCUCCCAAGAAGAAGCCCGAGGCCAAUAG